Messenger RNA from Amaranthus tricolor (Joseph's coat), 2037 nucleotides. RefSeq lists its product as uncharacterized. NCBI's taxonomy places the organism in Eukaryota, Viridiplantae, Streptophyta, Magnoliopsida, Caryophyllales, Amaranthaceae. The record is from RefSeq and is a predicted model, not a curated record.
CGUCUCGACAUACGUAUAUCGCUCAAAUUUUAGACGUCUACCUAAGACAACAAUCUUACCAUAUCCCUGAGAUUAAAAUCCGGAAGAUGAUGUUGGCAUUGUCCGGAGCACCGUUAAAUCCCAUACAAAAUUUGAAAUCUAUCAAACCCAUUACUUCUAAAUCUUCCAACUUAUCUAUUUCUUCUCAUAAUCUUCACAGUCCCUUUGUUCCUGAGGUUGAGAAUGCAGUGAUAUCACUGCAAUCGGAAUUCAGGAAUAUUGAUAAUUUGGUAGCACACAAUACUUCUCGAGUUCUAAAAGCUUAUCAAAAUGCCCGUGUUGGAUCUCAUUUUUUUGCUGGAUGCACUGGCUAUGGACAUGAUGAAGCUGGGGGGCGUGAAGGAUUGGACCAAGCAUUUGCUGAAAUUUUCGGUGCUGAGUCCGCUAUUGUUCGUUCGCAUGUAAUUUUAUAUUUCUCUCUUGCCUCUCUACAGAUUUUGACGUUUGUUCCCGCUGGUUUUUCUCAUUGUUUAUUUAAUCAGUUUUUUUCAGGCACUCAUGCUAUCACUUGUGCCUUGUUUGCUAUGCUGAGGCCUGGUGAUGAGCUUUUGGCAGUUGCUGGUGCUCCAUACGACACAUUGGAGGAAGUCAUUGGAAAGAGAGAUUGUAAUGGGCUUGGAUCCCUAAUAGAUUUUGGAGUUAAAUACCGAGAACUCGAACUUGCUAAGGAUGGUGGACUUGACUGGGAUGGAUUGGCAAGUGCUGUGACUUCUAAAACAAGGUGUGCCCUCAUACAAAGAUCAUGUGGUUACUCGUGGCGUUGUAGUCUAAGUGUGAAUGAGAUCGGGAGAACAAUUGAAAUGAUAAAGAUGCAGAAUCCAAACUGUCUGGUCAUGGUGGAUAACUGCUAUGGUGAAUUUGUGGACACCAUUGACCCUCCAAUGGUGGGUGCAGAUUUGAUUGCUGGAAGUUUAAUAAAGAAUCCAGGAGGGACAAUUGCACCAUGUGGUGGUUAUGUUGCUGGGAAGGAAAAGUGGGUGAAAGCUGCAGCGGCUCGUUUGUCAGCCCCUGGACUUGGAGUUGAUUGUGGCUCAACUCCCAGUGAUGUCAUGCGAGCCUUCUUUCAAGGAUUGUUUCUUUCACCUCAGAUGGUUGGGGAAGCCAUCAAGGGUUCGCUUCUGAUUGCCGAGGUUAUGUCGAUGAAAGGUUUCAAAGUUCAGCCCCUUCCCCGAGUUCCGAGGAAUGACACAGUACAGGCGGUAGAGCUUGGAAAUCGAGAACGUCUUAUUGCCUUUUGUGAGGCUGUGCAGAGAAGCUCCCCCGUCAGUUCCUUCACUAGGCCUGUGCCUGGAGCAACCGCUGGAUAUGCAUCAGAGGUGAUUUUUGCUGAUGGAACCUUCAUUGAUGGAAGUACCAGCGAGCUGUCGUGCGAUGGACCGCUAAGGGAGCCAUUUGCUGUGUUCUGUCAGGGCGGUACACACUGGACGCAGUGGGGAAUGGUCUUGGGAGAGGUUUUAAAAUCCAUAUAGCAGGAGCGAAGAUCGCCCAAUAUUACUAGUUUUUUUAGCCAAGGUCAAAUUGGAUUCAGUUACAAGGUCGUCGGGUAAAUUUCAAAUCAUCGGGUCUGUUUUGGACACCUCUAACUGUUAAAAUACUCAGAUAUUUGUACAAUUGCAAAUGAGCGAGGAAGAAGUACUCAUGUAGUGAGAAUGUGAAUGAGUGAUGGCCUGACUUUUUUCUAUCCGAAGCCAGUUAAGCAUGAAAACUGCAUAGUCAAGAAAUUGCUGAAGGUGAACUUAUAUCAUGUUUUCGUGUUGUUCAUAGACGAAAUGCCAGGAUCAUGUCGGAUAAAUUGUCGUUCUCAAACGAGGAUCUUCAUUCAAGGAAGAACUACAAGCUUCUCUCGGCAUUGUUUAUUAAUACUCUUGUAAUCAAUAGUAUUUUUAUCCUAUACAUGUUUCUCAUCAGAAUUAGGAUCCUGUACUUUUUGGCUUGUCAAUACAUAUGGAAAUUUUGAUGGAGAUUCUAGCUAUUCAUUUGUGGUUUAUUAGGUUAAAA